Cynara cardunculus var. scolymus (artichoke) is the source of this 2387-nucleotide messenger RNA. RefSeq names its product peroxisomal fatty acid beta-oxidation multifunctional protein AIM1-like. Gene Ontology annotation, molecular function: NAD+ binding; (3S)-3-hydroxyacyl-CoA dehydrogenase (NAD+) activity. Lineage: Eukaryota; Viridiplantae; Streptophyta; Magnoliopsida; Asterales; Asteraceae. Gene Ontology annotation, cellular component: peroxisome. The transcript has 18 exons. Gene Ontology annotation, biological process: fatty acid beta-oxidation. The record is from RefSeq and is a predicted model, not a curated record. The coding region runs from base 69 to 2240 and encodes 723 amino acids.
CAUCAUCAACUUCUUCUUCUCUAUUGACUUUGAUAGACUCUUCGUUUGCAAAACAAAAUUCACCAGCAAUGGCAGAAGUAAUCGUUACGAUGGAGGUCGGUUCCGAUGGUGUUGCUCUCAUCACCAUCUCUAAUCCUCCUGUUAACGCCUUAGCUGUCCCAAUUCUUGGUGGGUUGAAGGACAAAUUUGCUGAGGCUAUGAGGAGAGAUGAUGUGAAAGCGAUCGUUUUGACUGGCAAGAAUGGGAGAUUUUCAGGUGGAUUUGACAUCAAUGUUUUCCAGCGAGUUCAUCAGAAUGGAGACAUAUCUCAAUUACCGGAUGUAUCUGUUGCCCUUGUGACCAACACAAUUGAAGAUGCCAAGAAACCCAUAGUUGCCGCUGUACAAGGACUUGCGCUUGGGGGCGGUCUAGAAAUAGCAAUGGGAUGCCAUGCCCGUAUUGCAGCUCCGAAAGCUCAACUUGGCUUACCUGAAUUGUCUCUUGGAGUUAUGCCUGGCUUUGGAGGUACCCAAAGACUUCCUAGGCUUUUGGGGUUGUCAAAGGCAAUUGAUAUGAUGUUGACAUCUAAACCGAUACUUUCUGAGGAAGGGAAAAAGCUAGGUCUUAUUGAUGCUAUUGUGCCUCCCCAAGAAUUGUUGAAAGUCUCUCGGCAAUGGGCUUUAGACAUCGCAGAGGCACGUAAACCAUGGGUUCGUGCACUUCAUCGCACAGAUAAAAUCGGUUCUUUAUCUGAAGCACGUGAAAUACUUAAGAAUGCUAGACAACUAGUCAAACGCACGGCUCCUAAUAUGCCACAACAUCUGGCUUGCCUUGACGUGAUUGAGGAAGGCAUUAUUCAUGGAGGGUAUGCCGGCGUUUUAAAGGAGGUCAAGGCGUUUAACGAGCUCGUUGUUUCAGACACAUCGAAAGGUCUUGUUCAUGUAUUCUUUGCACAACGUGCUAUCUCAAAGGUACCUAACGUCACCGAUAUUGGUCUCAAGCCAAGGACCGUCAAGAAAGUUGCUGUGAUCGGUGGAGGUUUAAUGGGGUCAGGAAUAGCUACAGCCCUUAUCCUUGGUAAUAUAAGCGUUGUUCUUAAAGAAAUCAACUCCGAGUAUCUUCUGAAGGGAAUAAAAACAAUCGAAGCAAAUGUUCGAGGUUUGGUUGCAAGGAAGAAGUUAGCACAGGCUCAAGCUGAAAAGGUCUUGUCGAUGGUUAAAGGCGUGUUAGAUUACUCGGAAUUCAGAGACGUGGAUAUGGUUAUAGAGGCCGUUAUCGAGAAUGUUCCGUUGAAGCAAAAGAUCUUCAGCGAGAUCGAGAAGGCUUGUCCCCCUCAUUGCAUUUUGGCAACAAACACAUCUACGAUUGACCUCAAUUUGGUUGGAGAGAAAAUAAAAUCUCAAGACCGAGUUGUGGGGGCACAUUUCUUCAGUCCGGCUCAUGUGAUGCCUCUAUUGGAGAUAGUCCGAACAGAAAAGACUUCUGCACAAGUGAUCCUAGACCUUAUGACAGUUGGAAAGAUUAUAAAGAAAGCUCCAGUUGUGGUGGGAAAUUGUACAGGCUUCGCUGUUAAUCGCACUUUCUUUCCGUACACACAGGGUGCGCAUAUUUUGCUUCAUUUAGGUGUCGACUUGUUUAGAAUUGACCGACUGAUCAGCAGCUUUGGACUCCCAAUGGGUCCUUUCCAGCUUCAGGAUUUAGCUGGAUACGGUGUAGCUCUUGCUGUAGGUAAAGAAUUUGCGACCGCUUUUCCUGAUCGCACAUUCCGUUCUCCUAUAAUCGACCUCCUAAUCAAAAGCGGGCGAAAUGGUAAAAACAAUGGAAAAGGAUAUUAUCUUUACGAGAAGGGUAGCAAGCCGAAACCCGAUCCCCAGGUGUUCCCGAUCAUAGAGGAGGCUAAAAGACUAGUCAAUUUAACGCCAGGAGGGAAGCCUAUAUCGAUCACCGACCAAGAAAUAGUGGAGAUGAUUUUGUUUCCGGUGGUGAAUGAGGCUUGUCGGGUUCUUGAGGAAGGAGUUGUGGUUCGAGCAUCCGAUCUCGAUGUUGCAUCGGUUCUUGGGAUGAGUUUUCCUUCUUAUCGUGGUGGUAUUGUGUUUUGGGGAGAUUUGGUUGGGGCCAAACACAUAUAUACAAGUCUCAAGAAAUGGUCUGAACAAUAUAGUAACUUCUAUAAGCCAUCAAGAUUUCUUGAAGAAAGAGCGAAAAACAGUGUCCCAUUGAGUGCUCCAUUGUCGUCUACAAGUUCGAGGGCUCGUCUGUAGGCAACAAGUGAUUCAUCGAUCAGAUCGCAAGAAGGAUAGUAAUAAAACUUGUUAAAGUUAUAAUGUUUGGUUCAGUAUUUUUGUUUAGACAUGAAACUAUUCAAAGUUGAUGAAGUCUGAAUGUGGUCAGCUAUUGCUUUUCACUUA